UUUCAUCAACACAGGGAAUUUCCAUCUUCUCUUUCCACGCCCAACUUCCCAGCCCAACCACUUAGGAUAAAAGUCUGAAAGGCAGGCUCAUUCUUUAUUCCAUUCCUUUUCAGCUCCAGAGAUGGCUAGCUCCUGUCUUCUUCAAGUACAUUCAGAGAAUUGGCAGGAGCCAAUGAAAUUAACUGCCCAGAAGGAAGACCUGGUAAAGAAGAUUAAUGAACGUAUUCAGUCUAAAACCAAGGUCCCUGUAGAAAACCAAUUGCUCUCUUGGGGCUCCCAGGUCCUAAAACCUGAAAGAAAGUUGUCCCACUACUGGUUGGACACCAGUACAACUAUUCACCUCACCCUGAAGGUGGUGGAGCCAAGCGAUGAAGAGCUGCAAGUGUUUCUGGUAGGGACGAAUGGAGGAAAGAAGCACCUGCUCCACAUCCGGCGGUCUAGCUCAGUGUCUGAGGUGAAGGAGAAGAUCAUGGCCAUAGCAACAUUGCCCCCCAAGGCCCAGCGUGUGAUAUGCAAUGGCAAGGAGCUAGAGGAUGGGAAGAUCAUGUCUGAUUACAACAUCCAACAGGGUUGCACUUUCUUCUUGUGGGGGAGGUGCAUAGGAGGCUAACCAGAGAGGAGUCCUGGAGUCAAGAGGAAAUGUGGUUCAUACUUUCCAGUUAAUUCCUGCUUAUACUGAAUAUAAUCCUUGAUAACUUGCAACAAAAAAUCAGAAGAAAUUCAAAAAGUAGAGAAGACAACAGCAGCAGUAGAGAGCAAAUAGAAAAAGAGAUUGAUAAAGGAAAUGUAACUAAGGAAUUCAUUUCAAGCCUAAUAAUUUUAUAAUACUAUGCUUCUAAAGUGACCCUUAAAUAAAAUUCUUUAAAUGCUUUUUAUGCACAGGCA
Messenger RNA from Monodelphis domestica (gray short-tailed opossum), 885 nucleotides. It is a transcript of the gene UBD, whose product is annotated as ubiquitin like modifier D. Gene Ontology annotation, biological process: response to tumor necrosis factor; positive regulation of apoptotic process; protein ubiquitination. Gene Ontology annotation, molecular function: proteasome binding; protein binding. Lineage: Eukaryota; Metazoa; Chordata; Mammalia; Didelphimorphia; Didelphidae. Gene Ontology annotation, cellular component: nucleus. The record is from RefSeq and is a predicted model, not a curated record.